Penicillium paradoxum is the source of this 1668-nucleotide messenger RNA. RefSeq names its product Major facilitator superfamily domain general substrate transporter. The record is from RefSeq and is a predicted model, not a curated record. Gene Ontology annotation, molecular function: transmembrane transporter activity. Lineage: Eukaryota; Fungi; Ascomycota; Eurotiomycetes; Eurotiales; Aspergillaceae. The transcript has 3 exons. The coding region runs from base 1 to 1668 and encodes 555 amino acids. Gene Ontology annotation, biological process: transmembrane transport.
AUGAGACGUCACUCAAUAGCCGAAGAAAUAUACGAAAAUGAGACCAAAAUCAACUUCGGCGUACCGGACAGCGUCCGAAGCAUGGGCGAUAGGACUCCCAAUCCAGCGCUAGGAAGCUCAAUCCAGUUAUUUGAGAGCGAGUCCUCAACCGAAGAAGAAAAAAGACGCCUCGGAAUCAGAGGAUGGCUGGUCUUCAUCUGCAUCGUCAUUUUGGCUAUAAUGGAUUCCUUCAAUGCUACCGUGUUGAUACCAGCGUUACCUGAUCUGGCCAAUAAAUUUGGAAAGCCAUUAGCAAGCACAUUCUGGGUUAACACAGUCUACCUCCUCUUCGGCACAACUAGCCAACUAUACUUCACCAUGAUCAGCGAGGUCUUCAGCCACGGACCCGUCUGGAUCAUCGCCGUCGUUCUGGCAACAGUCGGUACAGGAAUCUGCUGUGGCUCGAUGUCUCUCAUUGAGUUGAUCGUCGGACGCAUGAUCCAGGGUAUCGGCAGCGGCGGCGCGAUGAGUCUGUGUUCCGUGCUAAUGACCGAGUCCGCGCCAAAGGCCAUCCAUUCUCGUUAUUCAUGCUACAUCCUGCUUACGCGCAUGUGCGGCGCGAUCCUAGGCCCCAUCGUCGGCGGCUUGUUUGUCGAUAAUGCAGAAUGGAGAUGGGCGUUCUAUUUCAACUUCAUUUUCUGUGCUCUCGGCUUGCUGGCCAUUCCGUUUGCUGUGGAUCUGCGCGCUUCGAAGUAUUUCCUGUCGCGCAAGGAGCAGGUUUUGGAUUGGCUGGGUGUUGCGAUGGCCUUUUUGGGGCUUGGGAGUAUCUUGGUCGGUCUCUCUUGGGGUGGGAGUUUGUAUCGGUGGGGACAGUGGCAGACUGUUGUGCCUAUUGCGGUGGGUGCGGUGGUUCUUCUUGCGCUUGUCUUGUAUCGGACCAAAUGGGCUGCGCAUCCGCAGUUUGGGAGGGUAUUCCGGUCGAAGAUGAUGACUAUGACGCAUCUAGGGUGCUUUUUACAUGGCUUUGUGUUUUUUGCGCAUUUGCAAUUCUUCCCUUUGUACUUCAUUUCCGCUCAUUAUAUGUCGGUCAGUCUGUCCGGUAUCAGCUUGCUAGCCCUGAUUGGGUUUGCGAUUGCCCCUACGGCAGUGGUUGGUGUCAUUCUUGCGCGAGAAUUGAGAUGUACUCAGUGGACCAUCUCCGGAGGCUGGAUUCUGACUGUCCUUGCGAGUGGUUGUUCUAUUCUUUUGGAUCAUACCACGCCGACUGUAGCGUGGGUGUUCUUGUUGUUCACGGCUGGUCUUGGACACGGUCUGUUGCUUUCAAGUUACAAUGUUCGCGUUCAGAACUUGCCCAAGGAUGAGGAUGGGGAUAGCUCCCCUUCUAUCUUGCCAACGACCAUGUCCUACUAUAUAAGAGCUUGGGGGAUGGCAGCUGCGGUUCCUGUCGGGGGAGUCGUGCUGUUUAAUUUCUUCGGUUAUAGGCUGGAAAGUGUGGGAAUGAACCGGGAGUUGGUAACAACUGCCAAUGGGUAUCUUCUGUUGAUGAAAGACGUGAGCAUGACAGUCGAACAGAGAGACGCAGUGACAUUUGCCACGGUCGCAGCGUUUCAGGUGUUAUGGGGGGUCAUCACGGGCGUUGCUGGGCUCGGAGGCAUAUCUUCUGCAUUUUUGUGGCGGAAGUACCAAUGA